CCAAGAGUUGAGAGAGAGAGAGGCGGCAUUGUUGACCUUCACAGGAAAAAGCAGAGCGAGAGAGAGGACGCAAUAUACUGUAGUGCUCCACGAAGGAGAGAGAGAGAGAGAGAGAGAGAGAGGGGGGAAGGAGGGAAGGAAGUGAGGAGAGAGUGUGAGUAAGAGCAAGAGAGAAAGAGAGAGAGGAAAGAGAGAGGGAGGGAUUGAGAGAGAGAGGAGGCAGAGGAAGAAGGGAGAACAUAUUUGAGCGUGAAAAGAGAGGAAGAGAGCAGCUUCUGAAAGAGGCAGGUACCAGAGUGCAGGAACCAUGAGGGCCGGGUUCGGAUCGUAUUCUCUGCUGCUGCUGCUGCUGUGCCCCGUGCUGUGGGGCCAGCGGAAUCCCCAGCGACGACCCAAGAAGCCGGUACGUCCCGCCGUCACCCGUAAACCGCCAGCACCUGUGGCCCCCGCGGCGCCCGAGGUCUUGCCGAUGGAGCCGGCCGAGCCCACCGACUUCCCCCCUCCCAUCCUGAACCCCCCCUCGCCGUACGACAACUGCCCGCGGGAGUGCAGCUGCAACCCCAUCUACCCCCACGCCCUCUACUGCGAGAACCGCAACCUCCGCAGGGUGCCCCAGAUCCCGCCCGACAUCUACUACCUGUACCUGCGGAACAACUACAUCGACGAGGUCACCGCCGACGCCUUCAAGAACGCCACCGACCUCAAGUGGGUCGACCUGGCCAACAAUCGCGUGCGCCGGAUCGACCGCGAGGUCUUCAAGAAGGUCCCGAACCUGCUCUACCUGUACAUGGAGCGGAACCAGAUGAAGGAGAUCCCGACGGAUCUCCCCGAGAGCCUAGAACAGCUCCGACUGAGCCGGAACCAGAUCUCCAAGAUCCCGGCCGGCGCCUUCAACAAGCUGGAGCACCUGGUUCUGUUGGACCUCCACCACAACCGCAUCAGCGACAGCAACCUGGGCAAGAACGUCUUCAAGGACCUGAAGAACCUCAUGCAGCUCAACCUGGCACACAACAUCCUGCGGAAGAUGCCGAGCAACGUUCCCAGCGGAAUCUUCCAGCUGUUCCUGGACCGGAACAACAUCGAGGACAUCCCGCAGGACUACUUCAAGGACUUCACCAACCUGGCGUUCAUCCGGCUCAACUACAACCAGCUGAACGACAAGGGCCUGCCCAAGAUGGUGUUCAACAUCAGCAGCCUGAUGGACCUGCACCUGGCCCACAACAAGCUCAGCGUGGUGCCCCACUUCAACGGACGCCUGGAACACCUGCACCUCAACCACAACCAGAUCGAGUAUUUAAACGGCACAGAGAUCUGUCCUCAUAGCGCGCGGGCGGACCUGGAGGACAACGAGGCGGUGCCCAGACUGAGGUACCUGCGGCUGGACGGGAAUCACCUGAGCCCCCCCGUCCCCAUGGACGUCAUCACGUGCUUCAGACACCUCCACGCCAUCGUCAUCUAGAGUCACUAGCAAGAGCAACACACACACACACACACACACACACACACACACACACACACACACACACACACACUAGACAAACAACCAAAUUGACAAUCAGAUACACACACAUAUACAUAUAUUAUGCAGACAUACGCACAGGAACAGAAGGACACACAUAAAAUGUUAACACAUACACACACACACACACACACACACACACACUGAUACACCGAAACACUCUACUUUUGGUAUUCCUGCCCUUCUUGAUAGAACUUGGUUGAAACUGAAAAUAAGUUUGAAAGUCUGAAUGUUUUUUUUUAUUAUUAUUGUUGUUUCUAAAUGAAAAAAAAGGAGAGAGAUCUUUGCAAACUUGAGGACAUGUUUUACUGUACAACCCAGCGUCAUUUCAACGAAAUGUGUAUUUAUUGAGGGAGAAAGGAAACCAAAUUGCUGCCGACUACGGCCCAUAUCUGUUUGAGAUCCGGCAUGGAUGUGACUGUUCUGGCCCGGAUCUGUCUGGGACCUGGCUCAGAUGCGGCGCUGUUCUGGCACACGUCCGGCGCAGAGCCUCUGGCUCUCUGGACGGAGUUUUUUUGACUGUCUUCUCACGUCGUGACAAUAGAAUACGUUGUUCUCUGAGCUGGCACAUUACUGUAGCAGCAGCUCAGAACAUGCAUUAAUAAAUCAGACCCGAACAUCAGAGGCGAGUCCGUGAUUCUCACGCCAAACAGAAUUUUUGUCAAGUGCUAGUCAUCCAUUUUGUCUGUGUGGCCGGAUAAACUUGAACCGUCCAAUCAGCAAAGCAUUCACAGACUGUCUUAGCUCUGUAAAUGGUAAACAAAUACAGUGUGUUGCUUCAGGAGGCUGGAUGAUAACGAGUGAAUAUUCACAACCUUUGAGCAGAAUCACGGACGACACCUUUUAAGGCGCAUUAGGUGGCAUGCAGCAGGUGACUACAGAGUAGUUGCAUCAAAGGGACCAGGCAGGAGAGGUGUGUGUGUGUGUGUGGCAGGAGAGGUGUGUGUGUGUGGCAGGAGAGGCGUGUGUGUGUGGCAGGAGAGGUGUGUGUGUGUGUGUGUGUGUGUGUGUGUGUGUGUGUGGCAGGAGAGGUGUGUGUGUGUGUGUGUGUGGCAGGAGAGGUGUGUGUGUGUGGCAGAAGAAGGGUGUGUGUGUGGCAGGAGAGGUGUGUGUGUGUGUGUGUGUGUGGCAGGAGAGGUGUGUGUGUGUGGCAGGAGAGGUGUGUGUGUGUGUGGCAGAAGAGAGUUCUCAGAAGGGCUCAGCUCAUGCUGACACCAAGACCAGACCAAACGAGACCAGACGAGACGAGACGAGACGAGACGAGACGAGACGCUUGUGUGGAUCACGUGACUACCAUGUAGUUGAACAUGUCCUUGAUGCGCUGGUGGUGUUUAGGGGGCUGUUUGGCGGGAGAUCUUUCAUAUUUUAUGUAUUUUGUAUAAAUCAGUUCUGUAAAAUAAAAUCAAAUAAAUACUUUUCUUCUUCUAUCUCA
Molecule: messenger RNA, 2951 nt
Organism: Sardina pilchardus (European sardine)
Lineage: Eukaryota; Metazoa; Chordata; Actinopteri; Clupeiformes; Clupeidae
Gene: prelp
Product: proline/arginine-rich end leucine-rich repeat protein
Exons: 3
Coding region: 308-1459 (383 amino acids)
Molecular function (GO): protein binding
Source: RefSeq, a predicted model, not a curated record